Saimiri boliviensis boliviensis (Bolivian squirrel monkey) is the source of this 912-nucleotide messenger RNA. RefSeq names its product Nanog homeobox (gene NANOG). Gene Ontology annotation, molecular function: RNA polymerase II cis-regulatory region sequence-specific DNA binding; DNA-binding transcription factor activity, RNA polymerase II-specific. The record is from RefSeq and is a predicted model, not a curated record. NCBI's taxonomy places the organism in Eukaryota, Metazoa, Chordata, Mammalia, Primates, Cebidae. Gene Ontology annotation, biological process: regulation of transcription by RNA polymerase II.
AUGGAUCCAGUUUGUUCACAAAGCCUGCCUUGCUCCGAAGCAUCCGAAUGUGGAGAAUCUUCACCUGCGCCUGUGAUCUGUGAGCCUGAAGAAACUUAUCCAUCCUUGCAAAUGUGUUCUGCUGAGAUGCCUCACACAGAGACUGUGUCGCCUCUUCCUUCCUCCAUGGAUCUGCUUAUUCAGGACAGCCCAGAUUCUUCCACCAGUCCCAAAGGCAAACGACCCACUGCUGCAGAGAUUAGCGCCACAGCAGCGGAAGACAAGGUCCCGGUCAGGAGACAGAAGACCAGAACUGUGUUCUCUUCCACCCAGCUGUGUGUACUCAAUGACAGAUUUCAGAGACAGAAAUACCUCAGCCUUCAGCAGAUGCAAGAACUUUCCAGCAUCCUGAACCUCAGCUACAAACAGGUGAAGACCUGGUUCCAGAACCAGAGAAUGAAAUCUAAGAGGUGGCAGAAAAACAGCUGGCCAAGGAAUACCAGUGAUGCGAAUCAGAAGGCCUCAGCACCCACCUACCCCAGCCUCUACUCUUCCUACCACCAGGGAUGCCUGGUGAACACAAAUGGGAACUUUCCGGUCUGGAACAACCAGACUUGGAGCAAUUCAACCUGGAGCAACCAGACCCGGAACAUCCAGUCCUGGAGCAACCACUCCUGGAACACUCAGACCUGGUGCACCCAGUCCUGGAACACUCAGGCCUGGAGCAGUCCCUUCUAUAACUGUGGAGAGGACCCUCUGCAGUCCUGCAUGCAGUUCCAGCCAAAUUCUCCUGCCAGUGACUUGGAGGCUGCCUUGGAAACUGCUGGGGAAAACCACAGUGUAAUACAGCAGACCGCUAGGUAUUUGAGUACUCCACAAACCAUGGAUGUAUUCCUUAACUACUCCACGAACAUGCAACCUGAAGAUGUGUGA